This is a messenger RNA of Phaeoacremonium minimum UCRPA7, 1185 nucleotides long. Its product is annotated as putative nuclear distribution protein nude protein. The record is from RefSeq and is a predicted model, not a curated record. Gene Ontology annotation, molecular function: microtubule binding. Gene Ontology annotation, cellular component: centrosome; kinesin complex; kinetochore. Gene Ontology annotation, biological process: cell migration; vesicle transport along microtubule; chromosome segregation. Lineage: Eukaryota; Fungi; Ascomycota; Sordariomycetes; Togniniales; Togniniaceae. Bases 1 to 1185 code for a protein of 394 amino acids. The transcript is spliced from 3 exons.
AUGGCCGAGCCACCCUCCUCGCCUCCCAGUGAGGCCACGAGCGCGGAGGAUGCGCUUUCCUGGUACAAGUCACAAUACGAGCAACUGGAACACGAGCUCUCUGAGUUCAGGGCAUCGAGUCAUGAACUUGAACAGGAGCUCGAGAAAGACCUCGACGCAGCAGACAAGCGCGAGCGGGCACUGCAGGAGAAGGCCGAGGGCUUGAGCUUCGAGGUCGAUGAGUGGAAGCGGAAAUACAAGGAAUCCAAGAUCGAAGCGAAUGCCGCGCAGAAUACACUGGAGAAAGAGAUCACGACCCUCCGAGAUGCGAACAGGACGCUACAAUUAAGACUGCGCGACAUUGAAGUGGCCAACGAUGACUUCGAGCGCCAGGCUCGGAACACCACGUCGUCCCUUGAGGACCUGGAGUCAAAGUACAACAUGGCUAUCGAGCGAGCAGUCAUGAUGGAGGAGGAAAUCAAGAUUGGGGAGCAGGAGCGAGAACAUCUCCGAAUCGAAGCACAACGGCUACGCGACGAACUGUCCGACCUGAAGAUCGAGGCUGAGAUCUUGCAAGACAAGAUCAAGAAGCAGGAACAACGGCACUUGUCAGCCAUCUCAACGGACCUCUCGGUUCCGGAGAGUCCAACCUUCGAUCACAGCCCGAUCUCCACGGCGAGCUCGCCUAUGAUCACUACGCCACCCGAAACAAUCGCGACCUCCACCAAGGAGCUCGUCGCCGAUAUCCACGAUCCUCCCUCACCUCCGAUGUCAGACGUCUCGAUCCCGCUACCCAAGAUCGCACCUGCGAAGACACCUGGGGGCGAGAUGGUACCACCACCGCGACCCAUGAGCCGUACAAGUCUAGGCGGCGCCAGAACGCCUCUCGGACGACCUCUGAGCAGAAGCAGCCUGGGCGGCAGCAUGCAUGGCCACUCGCAGAGCGUGAGCUUCAGCACGGCGGAGCUAGACGAGUUCAACGAGGGCGAGCUGCGGACGCCAAGCAGACGUGGCACAUACAGCCGGUUUGAGACGGAGAGCGGUGCAUCCGGCAUACCGACACCGAGCGCCAUCCCCAUGCCCAGCUCUAGGAGGCAGAGCGGAGGCGGCGCUACGGGACGUCGGACCAGCAGCGGAGCCGGGAUGAGAGAGUCGAUCGGCUCGAAGCUGCCGUCCAAGCUAACGGAUGUCGGGGAGACAUACUAA